AUGACUGAAGAGAAUAUAGAGCUGGAGAAGCGGGACUCAAAUAGAAAUGAUGUUCAAAUUGACGGGCAAAAACAUGUUGUUAUAGAUGGCCCGCAGAGACCGAAGGUGCAAAUCGAUGGUUGGGAAACAGGAGGAAGAGCCCCUGCAAAAACAAAGGAAGAACUACGGUACUACAUGCGCUGUAAGACCCUUUGCUGUCCGCUGGGGAGUGCUUGCUCCAACAGAUGUUAUGAAAUGGGGAUGACUCGAUGCUGGUGCUGCUUUGAUUCGAUGCAUAAUUGUAGUGAAAGCUAUUUGAUCGACGAAAAUAUACCGACGAGGCCAGAAAAGUAUGCACAAAUCGAAGAAUGGUUUAGGAGUUUCAAUUGCCAGCCUUUACCUUUGGUCACGAUGAUUACAACUUUGAUCGAAGUUGGCUAUUUCGUCUACGUCAGACAUCUACCGGGGGGCUAUAACGAAAACAUCCUUGACAGUCCUCUCCUGUGGCGCUAUGAAAGCAAAUCUCUUUGGUACAUCUGGAUCACUUACUCGUUUUGUCAUGGCUCGCUUACACAUCUACUUUCAAAUUUAUUCCUGAAAGUCUUCCUUGGGCUCUUUGUUGAAAUGGAGCACAAGUGGCUACGCGUGCUUAUAAUUUAUAUACUUGGCGUUGCUCUUGGAGCGCUUUUUCAUUCUGUCGUUAAUCCCUGUUCGCCUCUGUGUGGCUCUUCUGGUGGUUGUUUUGCUCUUCUCGGCGCUGGAAUCAUCAAAUUCAAGCGCCAUUACAAAUACAAGGGCAGAAUGCGACGCUGGUGCAACUACUCUACCUGCAUGAUCAUUCUUUUCCUUACCGCCGCUGAUCUCGUGUACACUUUGGUGAAUUGGUUUUCCUGCGCCCCGGCUACAAAUUCGACGGCAAUCUCAGCGCACGUUGGCGGCCUCAUUGCUGGUCUCUGUGUAUCAUACUGGGCGCUAAACAAGUUCCAAGAAUCCUGGGGCCAGAAUAUAUAUCGCCAUCAUCGAUAUCGAUAUCAGGCAAUCACGGAUGAUGAUGUCGUCUGUUGUGCGUAUAAGCACUGUUGUGAGGCUUGGUUUCGUAAUGCAGAUUGUAUUAAACUGUUCAAGGACUGGAAGGCUUGGCUUUUCGCAAUCAUUCUGAUUGCUUCGUUUGUUGUAUCGAUUCUUCUCAAUUUGAUGAAUACAGAAGAGGAUGGAUGCCUUGCGUCAGUCGAAUUUAAUCGAGAUUGCUUCCAGUUGUAA
This is a messenger RNA of Oikopleura dioica, 1239 nucleotides long. Lineage: Eukaryota; Metazoa; Chordata; Appendicularia; Copelata; Oikopleuridae. The record is from the annotation of a GenBank genome assembly.